UAAACACAAAGAAUCGUCAUGGUAAAUAUUUUAUUUUUCUUGAUUUUGUCAAAGUAUGUCACAAUUUAGAAAAGGAAGAGGAGAGGAAUCGAAAUUAAUCAAAUAACCCUUAAAUUUAAAAAAGAGGAGCAACAAAUUUUUCCUCUUCAUAUUAUACGCUACAAAGGGCAAAAAGUGAAAAUAAAUAACGAUAUAAACGCACAAAUUCCGUCUGUUUUAAUAUAGAAUAGAUAGCGUUGUUUAGUCGUGAUUUUUAGGUUUCUGAAUUCAUCAAGAAUUUUUCACUUAUAUUAGCUGCGGAUUUAAAAAGCCAAAUUGCUCUCGUUCAUCAAUGGAUUUUUUAUUUUUAAAAUACUUUUUAUGUCAUUCGUUUGAGACAAAAAAUAAAUACGUUAAAACAGCAAACCUGCACUUCCAUCAUCAAUUAUUUAUAUUACGGUAAAGAUUUUCAAAAAAUUUAUUAAAUACAAAAUAUGGCCCUUCAGUGGGGUGGGUUCCUUUGCGGCCUGGUGCGCUCAUAAUAUCCGUUCGCGGUGUUAAUGUAACCCGGGUUUACAGCAUUCGAGAGGACAUGGAUAAAAAGAGCAACAAAAUAAUAAUUUCUGUCAUUCUUACGUCUAGUCAGCUGUAUGCUUAUAUUAUUCAACACUUCCGACUUUGCUUUAUAUAUUAAAACUUAAAAUAAAAUAGCAAAUUGGACUUUCUUCGAAUAUAGCUGGCCUGACAAAUAAAGGGUUAAAUCUCAGCUUCUAUUCCAAUUUAUUUUUCAAAAUAAGUGGCAAAAAUCAGUCUUAAAUUUAAAAAUUUGAGUGCAUGGCUAAAACGGUGUGCAGCAAAACCCUUUGUCAGCGCCUUUAAAAUCAGGACAACUGUAUAGGUAUGUAUUAUACUAUGUGCCCGCUGAGACGCAUUAAAGCGCAUGUGUAUACCUUUCGUCAGGAGGCGUGACAAGGUUGUUGUACUGCUGUGGCAUAUUUUAUCAUUCGCAUAUCAGGUGCCAUCAGGUGUGUUGAGAUAUAGACACCCAACCAACUUAAAGAGGAAAUGCAGAGUGCAGGGAAGUUGCAGCUUGUGCUGCUCGCGAUUUGCCUUCAGAUCCUCACAUGCUGCUGCUCCUCCCUCGAUUUUCAACACAGGAAUCUCAGCAGCUGGGAAAUUCUGAUCGGAGCUAAUGAAAAUGAAUUCCAGUAUGACUUCUGCCGUUACGAUGCAUCAGAAAACUUCGAACGGUGCAAGAAUAAACCAAAAGCGACCGUUGACAUCGGAAAUAAAUGCAAUUGCAGUGUAAAUCACACUGCAAACGCAAAGGAGGACUCGGUUUACUUCACCGUAAACUGCAACAAUCAAACACUUGACGGCAUGAAGGGUGGCUGCCCACAAAAAUUGACCAUCACUUACGAGCAAGGCGACGUAUUUCAUCCAGAUGCAAGCGCGGAAAUCCCGCAUUCCUGCGACAUGCAUGAUAAAAUCCUCAUAAUCUUCGUGCUGCUUUUUUCGCUGUCGCUCGUGGUCAACGUGGUCCUCGGCAUCUCAUUGUUCAUGCUUAGAAAAAAAGAGCCACCUCUGGACAAGGAUAAUAGGGAGAAGUUGAACAAGCAAACUGAACUUAGUGACGAUGAAUAAAAUGUCAAUAAAUUAAUUCUUUUAACUGUGGCCUAUUGUAAAUAAUUUAAAAUGUAAUUAAUAAACGCGUGAGCUUUUCACGUGGCCUCACUAGAACUUGCUCAAUUUAAUUAAAAUGUAGGAAACAAUUAAUUUUUUCUUCGUCUGUUUGAAUAAAAAUAAUAUGACAGUAAAUAACCUUGAA
This is a messenger RNA of Cloeon dipterum, 1807 nucleotides long. RefSeq lists its product as uncharacterized. The record is from RefSeq and is a predicted model, not a curated record. Lineage: Eukaryota; Metazoa; Arthropoda; Insecta; Ephemeroptera; Baetidae. The transcript has 4 exons. Bases 1045 to 1623 code for a protein of 192 amino acids.